ACGGCAAGCUCCUGGUCCAUCCGUCUAACACUGCCAUGAAGUUGUCGCCCGGUCAUCACACGCUGCCGCGGAAGAAGACGUUGCCGCUGGACGUCGCGAGCAGAACGACGACGAGCAACGUCUCGUGUUCGGGCGCCAACGCUCAGCAACAGCAGUUCCAACGGGGCCAGCCGUUAAGAAGAAGUUGCUUGUCGCCGACGCAGCAUCAUCAUCAACAGCAGCAACAUCAGCAACCGCCGCACCAUCACCAACAACAUUGCCAGCAGGAGAGCUCGUUGCAUUUCGAGUACUUUGUGCCGCGUAGCGUUAGCGAGUUCAAUCUCGCGGCUGCCGUGACGGACAUGGCGGUGCCGCCUCCGCCACCCGCGUCAGUGCUUAGGCCCUCCUCGGCGAUGACGCCGCCGGUCGCUGCUGGGAUGACCGUCGUCGCUACCAGCCAGACUCGGUUGCUGGACGGCAGCAGCGGCGGCAGCUGCAACACCGCCACGAGAAGCCGCGAGAAAAUGGUCACCUUCGAGGACGAGGGGCUCGGCGUUACCUCGACGCCCACCCGGAAGAACAUGCCCGCCUUGGAUAACGUUUUCAUGUGACGUGUGCCGCGGCUCGCACGGAUGAUAAAGCGGUUGCUGCUGAACGCGAUAGUCUUGCCUCGAAAUUUCUCGCCUCAGAUCUGAAAGGUUCGCAGCGUCGGUGAUCGUAGACAUGUCAAUUGACAUCGCCAGUUAUCGGGAGAGGAGUCUAAGAGUUGCAAUUCGAAAGUGUGAUUUUUUUUAAGAGACAAUUAAACAUGGGAUUAGGAAUCGAAGAUGUUGUUAGAGCUCUUA
This is a messenger RNA of Camponotus floridanus (Florida carpenter ant), 824 nucleotides long. Its product is annotated as protein bric-a-brac 2-like. NCBI's taxonomy places the organism in Eukaryota, Metazoa, Arthropoda, Insecta, Hymenoptera, Formicidae. The coding region runs from base 36 to 590 and encodes 184 amino acids. The transcript has a single exon. The record is from RefSeq and is a predicted model, not a curated record.